GCGCCGCGGCACCUUGAGGAGGCAGCGCCGGGGCGAAGGCUCGCGUCAGUUCCUGCUCCUAUGCUGGGCUCGGCCAAUUACACGUCGGCUACUUCGGCUCCCGCCUCGUCUCCAUGGUGACAGGAGGAGCCAGCCUUUUCCGGCCCCUUUGGGGAGCCAGUUGUUCCUCAACAUGGGGACAAUACACUUAUUUCGCAAAUCACAGAGGUCUCUACUUGGCAAGUUAACACAGGAAUUUAGAUCAGUAGCUGCUGAUCGAAGGUCAUGGAAGAUCUUGUUGUUUGGUGCGAUAAACAUAGUAUGUACUGGCUUCCUCCUUAUGUGGUGCAGUUCAACAAACAGCAUAGCUUUAACUGCAUAUACCUACCUAACUAUCUUUGAUCUUUUCAGCUUAAUAACAUGCUUGAUAAGUUAUUGGGUAAUGAUGAAGAAGCCCAGCCCAGCUUAUUCAUUUGGGUUUGAGAGAUUUGAAGUCCUAGCAGUAUUUGCUUCCACGGUUCUAGCACAGCUUGGGGCGCUCUUUAUACUCAAAGAAAGUGCUGAACGAUUUCUGGAACAACCGGAGAUUCACACGGGUCGAUUGUUGGUUGGUACCUUUGUGGCACUCUCCUUCAACCUGUUUACAAUGCUUUCUAUUAGGAAUAAACCUUUUGCUUAUGUCUCUGAAGCUGCAAGUACAAGUUGGCUUCAGGAACAUGUUGCCGAUCUCAGUAGGAGUUUGUGUGGGAUCAUUCCUGGGCUGAGCAGCAUCUUUCUUCCACGCAUGAACCCUUUCAUCUUGAUUGACCUCGCGGGGGCUUUAGCUCUUUGCAUUACAUACAUGCUAAUCGAAAUUAAUAAUUAUUUUGCAGUAGAUACUGCCUCUGCUCUAGCCAUUGCCUUGAUGACGUUUGGUACCAUGUAUCCCAUGAGCGUCUACAGUGGGAAGGUAUUGCUUCAGACAACACCACCUCAUGUGAUUGGACAGCUUGAUAAACUUUUAAGAGAAGUUUCUACAUUGGAUGGUGUCUUAGAAGUACGAAAUGAACAUUUUUGGACAUUGGGAUUUGGUUCUCUGGCUGGAUCAGUACACGUGAGAAUUCGAAGAGAUGCUAAUGAACAAAUGGUACUUGCUCACGUGACCAAUCGGUUGUAUACGCUAGUGUCUACGUUGACUGUUCAGAUUUUCAAAGAUGACUGGAUUAGGCCAACCUUAACCUCUGGAACUAUUGCAAACAAUAUGCUGAAUCUUUCAGAUCAUCACAUCAUUCCAAUGCCACCUCUAAAGAUGGCAGAAAACUCUAACGUGGCUACAUCUACUCCAGCUAAAGCAAGUAGUCCACCUCCAGAAUUCUCCUUUAACACACCAGGCAAAAAUAUGAAUCCAGUCAUUCUCAUGAAUACUCAGACUAGGCCCUAUAGACUAGGCUUCAACCGUGGAACUGUACCUUACAGCAGUGUCUUCACACAAGGAUUUGGAGUCCCAGGAAUAGGGGCAACCCAGGGAUUCAGGACUGGUUUAAUAAAUGCUCCCCACAGAUACGGAACUGGCACUCAAGGUCAGCCCAGGCCCCAAUAAACUAUUUUCCAUAUUUAUUGUUUGAUUAUUUUUUAUCUAUUUUAUUGCUCACUUUUUUCUACAAGACUAUUCAUAUUUUUUAGAUGGACCAGGAUCAAAUAUUUCCAAUCAUGAAAAUGUGUUUUUGUUGUUUUAUUUACUAUCUUAUGCAGUUACUAUACAAGCGGUGAGCUUAUUCAUGUUUUAUUUUUGCUUUUGUAAGUGAUUACAGUACAAUAUAUCAUUGGAGCUUCAGAAGAUAACAAAUUUGAUCAAAAGUGAGGUUCUAUAUAGUUUUCUUGAUGGUGAUGAAGAGUGUUUCCAAUUUCCAAAUUUCUCCAAAACUUCUUUGCCUAUGAUGUAAUCAUACAAUCAUUUUUUAAAAGUUACCAUUUCCUUAAUUGGAAAGGUGUGUGUCAUAUAAAAAUGACCACUUGGAGGUCCAACAGACCCAUUUGAAAUCUUAUUUGACAUUAAGAGAUGCUUAUCUAAAUAAAUACUUUAUAUUGCUGCCAGGUUCACAA
Messenger RNA from Lacerta agilis (Sand lizard), 2061 nucleotides. It is a transcript of the gene SLC30A6, whose product is annotated as solute carrier family 30 member 6. NCBI's taxonomy places the organism in Eukaryota, Metazoa, Chordata, Lepidosauria, Squamata, Lacertidae. Gene Ontology annotation, cellular component: membrane. The record is from RefSeq and is a predicted model, not a curated record. Bases 173 to 1558 code for a protein of 461 amino acids. Gene Ontology annotation, biological process: monoatomic cation transport; transmembrane transport. Gene Ontology annotation, molecular function: monoatomic cation transmembrane transporter activity. The transcript has 14 exons.